Anneissia japonica is the source of this 1539-nucleotide messenger RNA. RefSeq names its product retinoschisin-like. NCBI's taxonomy places the organism in Eukaryota, Metazoa, Echinodermata, Crinoidea, Comatulida, Comatulidae. The record is from RefSeq and is a predicted model, not a curated record. The coding region runs from base 129 to 875 and encodes 248 amino acids. The transcript is spliced from 4 exons.
UGGAAAUUUGCCAAGUAGUCUGUUAUUGAUCAUAAGGCUCUUUUAUUUCAUUGCGUUGAUUCUGAUUUUAAGUGUAAUACAUAUUUUGAGGAUUUUUACUGAAGUAUUGCAGUAUUUUUUAAAUAUAAAUGAUUCGCAUGAUGUUGUAUAUAUUGAGUUUAAUAUAUUUGAACUUGUUGGUAUUAAUGUAUCCUGUAUUUUCAGAGAAUUGUUUAGAUCCCCUUGGUGUUGAGGACGGAAGUAUCCCCGCGGAUCAGCUGACAGCGUCCAGCGAAUGGCGCCCGUCGCACGGGUCUCAACGAGGAAGACUUAACACCUUAUAUAUAUCACACAAUGAAGGCACUGGAGCCUGGUCUGCAAGAUUCAAUGACCAAAACCAAUGGAUUCAAGUAGAUCUUGGUACUUUGAAAAACGUAAGAGGAGUGAUUACUCAAGGACGCAACAAUGAAAUGCAAUGGGUUACGUCUUAUGAAGUUCGUCACAGUGUUAAUGGUAACAGCUUUGAGGCAAUAACUGACGCAAAUGGCCAAGUUGCGGAGUUUAAGGGAAAUUCUGAUCAAGACACUACAGUUACCAACAUAUUCCAUAAUCACGUGUACGCUCAAUUCAUCCGUAUUCAUCCAAUCAGUUGGCAUAAUCAUAUAAGCUUACGAUUCGAGGUACUUGGAUGUCAAGAAUGGCACUUUACUUAUUACAAGUCAUCUCGUUCGAAUAGUGCAUGUCGAAAUCGUUCAAAAAUGGUCGAUAUCCGGACACGGAGCUGCUUGACAUGCGCUAUGGAGUGUAUGAGAACGCAAGGAUGCAAGGAUUUUAAGUAUGACGAAGGAGAAUGUAUUUUUAAUACCAAUGGAUAUUAUGCUGCAUUUCAGUUAUAAAUCCAGUGAUGCUUUAUUUGGCGGAUCUAAUAGGUGUCAAAAAGGGUGAUUGUCUCCUGAUAGCAGUCAAGGAAGAAAUCACUAACCACUGCCAAUGGGGUUAUAUAUCCAUCCCAGUCGGCUUGUCUGUUACGCAAAAACGAAUGAAUCAAUAAUAAAAUUUAGUGGAAUGGUACAUAAUAUCUAGGAGAGGAUUAACUUUUGGUAAGAAAAGGACAAAGAGAAGGUCAAUUAAAGUCAAAGAAAUUCGAGUGUAUCUACUUGAACUUGCCCUCGAGCAUAAAAGAAAACAAUGGUAUCACCCAUGCAAGGCCUGUGUAUUGUUCGGUUCGCACUGGAUGGGGGUACGCACUUUAUGAAAUGACUGCUCUAGUUACAUUUUUUGAUUUAAAGAAAAUAUAAUUAUAUUUAACGUAUAUAUUUUAUAAAAACACGUAAAAAUUAGGGCAGAGUUUGAAAUAGUGUCCUCAGACAAUUAAAUUUAGGAUGAAUUAAGACUACACUCCGCCGACCUGCUAAUAUAUAUAACAGUUUGUGAGUUUGUCCACAAUGAAACAUAUAUGAGAAUAUCCAGAUUUCUCCAGAAUGUAUAUUCUAAUUUACAGUAUAUCAAUCACUGUACUUCAAAUGUAACCGUUAAAAUAAAAUAUUCACUUUGUGUUAA